Messenger RNA from Alosa alosa (allis shad), 4362 nucleotides. It is a transcript of the gene pacs1a, whose product is annotated as phosphofurin acidic cluster sorting protein 1a. Gene Ontology annotation, biological process: protein localization to plasma membrane. Gene Ontology annotation, molecular function: transmembrane transporter binding. NCBI's taxonomy places the organism in Eukaryota, Metazoa, Chordata, Actinopteri, Clupeiformes, Clupeidae. The record is from RefSeq and is a predicted model, not a curated record. The transcript is spliced from 24 exons. Bases 405 to 3107 code for a protein of 900 amino acids.
UUAGUGCGUGUGUGAGAGCGAGAGCGCAGUUGGCUAUCACUGCACAAACCAAUAGGCCUAUGUUGUGCAUCCGUAAUAAGAGGCGUAACUAUCUUGGGGAGUUCAAGAGCAAAUUUCCGCUUCCUGCUGUGAGAAACGUUCAACUUGUCAGGUCGGUGGAAAAGCCCAGCUGCUGCGCUGUCUGCGGAAUGCAAGUAUUGAGAGAGGACACGCGCGCACCAGCUACGAAGCAGUGACGAACAGCGGCUGUUGGCAGCGGUGGGGAAAUGCUGGUGGUUACGUAUGGAGGAAUCAAUCGAGUAACCUAUGAGACGUGAUCUCUAUUGCCUUCACUCCUUAGGGCUGUUUGAAUGGUUAAGGGAGCAUCUAAAUAGUCACCUCGUCUCCACGGAAAAAUCCUCGUAAUGACGGAGAAAGGAGGGCUCCCGCGGAGUGGAGCGGCUCCAGGACCGCACCUGCAACCGUUCAAGCCUGUCACAAUGUCUUCUACUCGGCCGGUGCAGAUGAACCUAUAUGCCACCUGGGAAGUUGACCGGUCAUCUCCUAAUUGUGUACCCAGGAUCUUCAGCAUCACUUUGAAGAAGCUUGUGAUGUUGAAAGAGCUGGAUCGUGAUCUCACAUCAGUUGUCAUUGCCGUAAAACUUCAGGGUUCAAAACGAAUUCUGCGCUCCAAUGAAAUCCUUUUGUCCUCAGCUGGUUUGACUGAGACUGAUCUGCAGUUGACUUUCUCCUUACAGUAUCCUCACUUCCUCAAGAGAGAUGCCAAUAGACUCCAGAUAAUGCUGCAGCGGCGCAAAAGGUACAAGAACCGCACCAUUCUGGGCUAUAAGACCCUCGCUCUGGGCCUCAUCAACAUGGCAGAGGUGAUGCAGCAUCCCUCUGAGGGGGCUCGCGUUCUGGGCCUGCACACCACGGUGAAGGACACCGCUCUGCCCGUGGCUGAGAUCCGGGUGUACUCCCUGUCCAGUCAACCUAUCGAUCACGAGGGUCCCAAAACCAAGCUAUCAGACCGCUCCCCAGACAUUGACUACUCUGAGGAGGAGGAGGAGAGUGACUCAUCUGAACAGGAAGGCAGCGAUGACCCGCUCCAGUACCCUUUUGAUGAUGAGGAUGAGGUGAGGAAGAAAAAGCCAAGACACAAACUGACCACAGCUGCAUCAAUCACGCGAGCAAAUCAGCCUAACAUCAAGCAAAAGUUUGUGUCCUUGCUGAAAAGGUUCAAGGUGUUUGAUGAGGUGGGCUUUGGCCUGGACCACGUGUCUCAGGAGCAGAUCCAGGAUGUGGAGGAGGACCUGGACGACCUUUACGACAGCCUGGAGAUGUACAACCCCAGCGAUAGCGGCCCAGAGAUGGAUGAUACAGACAGCAUCAUCAGUACACCCAAGCCAAAGCUCAGACCGUUCUUUGAGGGCUUGUCCCAGUCCAGCUCUCAGACGGAGUUUGGCAGCCUGAACAGCAGAUGCAGCCAUGGCAGGGACACCCUGAGCACAAUGGAUUAUAGAUUGAAGCGGUCCAGCAGCGGACACCUGGACGAUAACUCCGAGUCAGAUGCACUGGAGCUUACAGAGCUGGAGGUUCUGGCUGAUGUCACCCCCUGCAUAACCCUGUCAGUAGCUGAAAGGCCACGGACUCCUCUGAAGAAUCAGAGCAUAUCUUCUCCUAGACUGGACGGGGACCGCACGCCCAGGCAGCGGCGUGGGACGCCCAUGCGAGAGCGGCAGCUGUCCAAGCCCCUGAGUGAGCGCACCAACAGCUCUGACAGCGAGAGGUCGCCGGACCUCAACCUCACACCACAGAUGCCGAGGAAGAUUGUGUACGACCAGCUGAAUCAGAUCCUGCUGUCAGACAGCGCCCUGCCAGAGAGCCUGAUCCUGGUCAACGGCACUGACUGGCAGGGACAGUAUGUGUCCGAGGCCCUGCAGGCCCAGAGUCUGGCGGUGGUGAGCACCUGCUCCACAUCUGAGAUCCAGGCUGCCCUCUCCGCGCUGCUCAGCCGUAUUCAGAAGUUCUGUAAUUGUAACUCCACCACGCCCAAGCCAGUGAAGGUGGUGGCAGUUGGUGGACAGAGCUAUCUGGGGGCCAUCCUCCGCUUCUUUGUCUCUGAGCUGGCCAGCAAAACGUCCGACUGGCUUGGUCACAUCAGGAUCCUGGUAGUUCCUCUGGGCUCUCACCCCGUGGCCAAGCACCUGGCCUCGCUGGAUAAUCGCUACAGCUCCUCCUUCCAGGACUCCGGCUGGCGGGAGCUGUUCAGCCGCGCAGAGUCCCCUCACACAGGUGCGCCCCCUCACACAGAUGUGGAGAGUGUGGAUGUGGUGGGGAGGAUCAGCCAGUACAUCAGUGGUGCCUGCGUCACUCACCAGCUCCCCAUCGCUGAGGCCAUGCUCACCUGCAAGCCCAACACACAUGAAGAGGAUUCCUGCCAGAAGUUUGUGCCAUUUGUUGGUAUGGUGAAGGUUGGGCUUGUUGAGCCGAGUCCAGUGUUUACAGGCGGAGACUGUGAGGAGAGCCUGUCUGUGUGUCUGUCUGUGCCCUCCACCUCACCCCCGGCACACGGAUCAGCCGGCUCCCCUUUGAAGGAUGCUGUAACCCCACCCCCUUCUCCUUCUCUCAGCGGAUUGGCUGUUAUGGGGAGCCCGAUCAUGGCUCACGGGAUGGACGCCAUUGGCCUGCAGGUGGACUACUGGGCCGCUACGGCGCCAGACAAGCGCAAGGAGGGCGAGCGACGCGAGGCGGGCACCAAGAACACCCUGAAGAGCGCCUUCCGCUCGCUGCAGGUCAGCCGGCUGCCCAGCUCGUCCUCGGCCGAGCUCCAGCACCUGGCCAACACCAUGGCCAUGACUGUGGUCACCAAGGAGAAGAACAAGAAAGUCCCCACCAUAUUUCUUGGGAAGAAGCCAAAGGAGAGAGACAUCGAGUCCAGGAGCCAAGUUAUCGAAGGCAUCACCAGACUUAUAUGCUCAUCCAAACAACAGCAGACCAGCCUGCGAGUGUCUGUAGAUGGCCUGGAGUGGAACGACGUGAAGUUCUUCCAGCUGGCCGCCCAGUGGCCCACGCAUGUGAAGUACCUCCCCGUGGGCCUGUUCGGCUACAGCAAACCGACCUCUUAGUGCCCACUCACACUCCGAGUCGAUCUCAUCAGGAGCUUCCUGGACACAGUGUUCUGGUGUUUUCCGUGACACAGUGUUCUGGUGUUUUCCGUGACACAGUGUUCUGGUGUUUUCCGUGACCGUGUUCUGGUGUUUUCCGUGACCGUUUGGCUUCCAGGGUGGGUGGAUGGGGUUUAGCACCCCGGAGUUCUUUCAGCUUCAAUGAAAUGAUGAGGUGCUGAAACUCAUUCUGUAAUUUGUGGUUAACAACACCUCAAGUUACAAUAACUGAUGCUGAAGGCUAACUGAUGCUGCAUUGAGAAAAAGGCACACACUUCCAUUUGAGCUGUAAUUCCUUGUAUGAGGCUGGAUAUUGUGUGUGUGCACUCUACAAACUAGUUCUCACCAGUGGGUUUUGCUGUUGAUGUUGCAUUUGUGCAAUAACACUUGAACUUUGUGUUAAUUUUAUGGUGUUCAGUAAACAAACAAUAGUGGAAUAUGAUGAUUACCUUUGACUUGAUCCCUUGUAUUGCAAUAAUGUGAUCUAUAGUGUAGUAGUUGAAUCAGUCAAAUAUCUCAUAAAAGAUUUGUUUUUUUUUUGCUUAAACCCCAUCUUUUUUCUAUAACACAGAGGCCUUGCCAAAAGAAUAUAGGCAGUUAUUAGAGGACGUUUCCGUCAGCUUCAGAGAGAAUUUGAAGUGGGCCUUAAUUUCUAACAUAUUGAACGUUGCUAUGGUUCCCCCAAACUAGUUUCUGUGAGUGACAGCUUCUUUGGUGGUUGCUUAUUUGAUUACUCAGUGUCUAUAACAUUAAACAUUGUAGGAUAUACCAUGCUGCUAAUAUGGACCAAUGUGGCUUUCCAGUGUGAAGUGUUUUGUAUGAAUUGCCUUAUUGUGAAAUCGAUGUGUACAUAUAUUUAAUGGAUCUUUUUGAAACAUGUAUCUGCAAAUUCUUGUCACAGAUUUUUGUGAACCAGAUUCUUUUCAUAUGCUGCAUUUUAAAAAGGAUCCGACCAGCAAGCACUUUGCUGUUACAUUCCAGCUUUUUGUUUAGAUUUUGCCACCAUUCUGGUCAAGCACAUUGUCAAGACUCAACCAAAAAAAUAGAAACAGAGAUUUUCCACUGCUUAGAUGUUCAAAUAACUGUAAUCAUAUGACACUAGCUAUUUCUGCAUGUUGAAUGAUUCUGAAACAUGUAGUGAUUUUAAUGUAACUGCCAAUUUCAGGAUGUUGGUGUACUGAAAAGCAUAGGUAAUAAAAAAUAUGUUUUUCAUUUU